AUGGCUGCUUCAAAUGGAGUUGACGCCAACGGAGAUGAAGCACUGAUGAUGAAGCGAAUUCUGGCCACCCAUAAGCACCUGGAUGUCAACAAAUUCGAUCCCAACCCUCUUCUCCAUGCCAUCAAUGAUGUCAUUCAACAUGCCAAAGGAAUUCCGGUGGAGGGUAACGCAUCCGGCCCCGAAGGUCAUCUGCGCUACAACCUCCAGCACUUGCCCUACGAGGCAAUUAAAUCAGUUUCUUGUGAGUUUUCUUGCAAGCAUUCAGGGGCCUCAACCACGAGUGAGGUGGCCAUUAGAGUUUUUCAGUCACUGGGAAACUACUCAUGGGAAGCAAAGGCUGUUAUAACCUUAGCGGCAUUUGCUGCAAACUACGGCUCCUAUGUCUCGAUUUCGAAGCUUUAUGGGAACAACGACCUAUUUUCCAAAUCUACGGCAUUCCUCCAACUAUCCCCAUAUCUGUUGAAACAGACCCCUUUGAAACUCCAGCCUGAGGCACUCAAGGUUGUUGAGGCCAUCCUUGAUCUUGCCAAAUACAUUAUUGAGAUCAAGUCCUUCCAGUCUCAGUACGUUCAGCACAAGAUGUUCGCUUCCAUUUUCGCUGUUCAUGAAAACGAUUUGGCGAAAGCUGUGUACAUGAGCAUUCAGACUACUGUGGCUUGUGCAUCAAUAUUGAUGAACACAGUGGCCUUGGGAAAUGAGUACACACCAUCACCAGUGGAGGCUGAAGAGCUUUUGAAUUUCGAGAUGCAGCUGAAGGUCAUACACAGCACACUCAUCAGUGAAAUGAAAAGUUGGAAGGAAUACAUUGGUUAG
This is a messenger RNA of Diospyros lotus (date-plum), 813 nucleotides long. RefSeq names its product protein SIEVE ELEMENT OCCLUSION B-like. Gene Ontology annotation, biological process: phloem development. The transcript is spliced from 4 exons. The record is from RefSeq and is a predicted model, not a curated record. The coding region runs from base 1 to 813 and encodes 270 amino acids. NCBI's taxonomy places the organism in Eukaryota, Viridiplantae, Streptophyta, Magnoliopsida, Ericales, Ebenaceae.